CGACAACACAUUAUACGAAUAUAAGCCCCUUCUAGCUCUAUCACACCAUACCAUACUCUCUCCAUCUCUCAUGGCUUCUUCUACUGUUGCUGCUACUACCGAGGUCGCCGAGAACGGGUCAUCCAAGGGCCCAGAAUCUGAUCAACGAACGGAGACAACUGACUCCGCCACUGCAACCGCCACGGCCACCGAGUCCGAGUCACUAGGAGAUGAUCAUUCUCUGUCCGGAUCAGCGCCGGAAGAAACAAUGCCCACUCCGGCUGCAGCUUCAGCCGACGAAGACGUCAAGAAGUGGCCGGGAUGGCCCGGGGACUGCGUGUUUCGCCUCAUCGUCCCCGUCCUCAAGGUCGGUGGCAUAAUCGGCCGCAAAGGUGAACUCAUCAAGAAAAUGUCCGAGGAGACUGGCGCUCGCAUACGCGUCCUUGAUGCCCCCAACGGAACUUCUGAUCGCAUUGUUUUGAUAUCUGGAAAGGAAGAACUGGAGGCAUCAUUGUCCCCAGCGAUGGAUGCUACGAUAAGAGUAUUCAAACGUGUCAGUGGAUUAUCUGAUAAUGACGCAACUGGUGCUGCUGGAGCUGCAUUUUGUUCAAUCCGGUUAUUGGUGGCAUCCACACAAGCCAUUAAUUUGAUUGGGAAGCAAGGCUCUACGAUCAAGUCAAUACAGGAGAGCACUAAUGCCUCUAUCCGGGUUCUCUCCAAUGAUGAGUUGCCAUCGUAUGUCAACUCAGACGAGAGGAUUGUGGAGUUGCAGGGAGAAACUCUCAAGGUUCUUAAAGCUCUAGAAGCUGUGGUUGGGCAUCUAAGGAAGUUCUUGGUGGAUCAUAGUGUUAUUCCCUUAUUCGAGAAGACUUACAAUACAACAGUCUUACAAGAUCGCCAAGUAGAGACUUGGGCUGACAGGCCAUUGUCACAUACUACUUCUCAAACUGGAAUUGGUACUGAUUAUCCUCUUACAGCAAAGCGGGAUUCUCUGUUUCUUGACCGUGAAACCCAUAUGGAAUCACGAAUGCCUCCUCCUGGACUUUCACUAUAUGGAGAAGAUUCUGCACUCUCGGGAAUACGUUCUUCAGGACUUGGUCUUGCUGGUGGUCCUAUUAUAACGCAGAUUGCGCAAACAAUGCAAAUACCACUAACUUAUGCUGAGGACAUCAUUGGGAUUGGAGGGGCAAAUAUUGCAUAUAUCCGACGUACUAGUGGCGCCAUCCUCACUGUGCAAGAGAGUAGAGGCUUACCAGAUGAAAUCACUGUCGAAAUUAAAGGGACUUCAUCGCAAGUUCAGACAGCUCAGCAACUUAUUCAGGAAUUUUUAAGCAGCCACGAAGAGCCGGUUGGUGGUAGUUAUGGCAAGAUUGACACUGGUUUUAGGUCUCCCUACUCGCAGUUUGAUAAUAGCUCCUAUUCUUCAUCUUCCUUCUCUGCACAGCCCUAUGGUGGGUAUGGAUCGUCUGGUGUGGGAGGAUAUGGUAAUUUCAGGCACUGAUAGGUAGUCCGGCAUCUCCUCAUUUUGAGUUAUCUUUUCCGAUGUUUUCAUCAAAUUACCAUGGAAAUGUAGUCCGUGUAAAGCUUGUCUUGUGUAGAUGGUUCAUACUUUAUUUGAGCUUCAAGUUCUGAAUCUUAUGAUGAACUUGAUAUUCAAGUGGCUAAGCAUUGAAGGAACAAUAAAAACGUUGAUCAAUUGUAGUGGUUUUCUGUAUCUUUUCAAUAGCAGAUUAAUGGUUUUUUUU
Messenger RNA from Cornus florida, 1724 nucleotides. RefSeq names its product RNA-binding KH domain-containing protein PEPPER-like. Gene Ontology annotation, biological process: regulation of gene expression. Bases 71 to 1480 code for a protein of 469 amino acids. Gene Ontology annotation, cellular component: cytoplasm; nucleus. The record is from RefSeq and is a predicted model, not a curated record. Gene Ontology annotation, molecular function: mRNA binding. Lineage: Eukaryota; Viridiplantae; Streptophyta; Magnoliopsida; Cornales; Cornaceae. The transcript is spliced from 6 exons.